This is a messenger RNA of Hevea brasiliensis (rubber tree), 888 nucleotides long. RefSeq names its product probable 2' cyclic ADP-D-ribose synthase BdTIR. The transcript is spliced from 2 exons. NCBI's taxonomy places the organism in Eukaryota, Viridiplantae, Streptophyta, Magnoliopsida, Malpighiales, Euphorbiaceae. The record is from RefSeq and is a predicted model, not a curated record. Gene Ontology annotation, biological process: signal transduction. The coding region runs from base 39 to 638 and encodes 199 amino acids.
CAUUAGUACUGCAAAUUCUAUAGCUUCUUCAAGGAGCCAUGCAAAGAUUGCCCUCAACUGCUAUGAAAUUGUCUCGUAAAAUCUUGCACUACAACCACCACCUUCACAACCGAGUUCCCGCCAUUAAACCACCCUGUGAUGUUUUUAUUAAUCAUCGACGAAUCGAUACCAAGAGAACCAUUUCAGGAUUGCUCUAUGACCAUCUUUCAAGAUUCGGCCUCAACCCUUUCUUGGAUAGCAAGAACAUGAAGCCUGGUGAUAGAUUAUUUGACACAAUAGAUUCAGCCAUCGCCGAAUGCAGGCUAGGGGUUGCUGUUUUUUCCCGUCGUUAUUGCGAUUCUUAUUUUUGCCUCCACGAGUUGUCUUUGAUUAUGGAGACCAAGAAAAGAGUUAUUCCAAUCUUUUGCGACGUGAAACCUUCUCAGCUUCGCGUUAAGGACAACGGAACCUGUUCUACCCUUGAGCUUCAAAGAUUUGAACGUGCUCUUGAAGAGGCCAAGUACACGGUGGGGCUUACAUUUGACUCGCAUAAAGGGGACUGGUCGGAAUUCUUGACGAAGGCGACCGAGGCAAUUGUAACAAACUUGAUUGAAUUGGAGGGAGAAACAGUUCGCAAGAACCGUAAAAAUUUUGUGUAGAAUUUUUGAAUAAAGAUAAGAAAGCUUGUCCUUUUCCAAAGCAAUAACAUCCAAUGCACAACGAUCUUCAUGCAUGCAUGACCUUGAAUGAGGAUCAGUGCAGCUUUGAUCUUUUAAUUAGCUUUUGUCAAUUAAUAACCAAUUCGUUGAUUCAAAGAUUUCCUUUUUUUUUUCCUUUUCUUUUUGCUUUUAAUUUCUUUUUUGUUGGUUGUUGUAUAGGAUCAUGUAUUUUCUGAAAAGGAUAGCUAAC